GAAUCAGUUGUGUUUAUCGGUAUCUAAAGUGUUGUUUUGUUUAUUUAUAUACACGCUGCCGGAGCAUUCUUUAUCCAGUGGUGACCUCAACGCGCGACGUAUCUCAGAGGGUCAGCAGACGUUCUUUACAAGAUGUCCACAUUUUUGCUGCUCGGUGUAUUGCUCUGCUCGCCGCUAAUAUCGUUAGCAAAUGCAGCGCAAUCGAUCGAACAUGACGAUUACAUGCCCUUAUACGAGAACGGUCUUAUGGAUGAAUUCGACUGGACACUUCUCAAGGCUGUGGUCAAGGAGAACCGCGGCAACAUCAUUAUUUCGCCGAUCAGCUUGAAAAUCGUCCUGGCGCUCGUAUACGAAGCCGCCGCUGGAACAACCGAAACCGAGCUUCGCGAGGUCCUUAAAUUCCACCAGAACAAGACGUUCGUUCGACAGGAAUACAGCAACAUCAUCGACUCUCUACAAAACUACAAGAAGUACGGAUGCGACGAUUCCCAACCUAUAGAUUCCAACGAGCUGUACACUCUGAAAUUGGGUACUCGUGUUUUCUUGGAUGAAAAGAUACAACCUCAGCAGUUGUUCCAGGCGAAAGCAUGCGAGAAAUACAGGACAAAGAUCGAGCCUACCAAUUUCGCGGAUGCCCAGAGGGCGAGCAACACUAUUAACGCGUGGGUGGACAAGUUGACCAUGGGUAGAAUCAAUAAACUCGUGACUCCAGAUGAUGUUAAUAAUGCGGUUAUGUUCAUCGCCAACGCUAUUUACUUCAAGGGUUUCUGGUACCAUCAAUUCCCUAAGAACGAGACAAAAACCGGCGGAUUUUAUCUUACGCCGAAAAAUACCAUCCAGGUGGAGUACAUGGCCAAUACGGACGUUUACUUCUUCACGCAUUCCAAGGAACUCGACGCCAAACUGAUUCGCAUCCCCUAUAAAGGACUCAAAUUCUCGAUGAUUAUCAUGUUGCCGAAUGCUAAGGCUGGCUUGGAGGACCUCAUCAAGCAGUUAACCAUCACUAAGUUGAAGAACCACAUUGGUUUGAUGGACAAGACAAAAGUUGAUCUGAUCCUGCCUAAAUUCAAAUUCGACUUCCAAACCAGUAUGACGGACGUUUUGAAAUCAUUGGGAUUAGUGUCGUUAUUCCAAAAUACUGCGAGUCUUCCGGGAAUUUUAAGGAGUGGCGGUGCGCAACUCCAGGUAUCCAACAUCAUGCAGAAAUCAGGAAUUGAGGUCAACGAAGAAGGAAGCGUGGCUUAUGCUUCAACAACUAUCCAGAUUGCAAACAAGUUCGGCGAUGCGCAGAUCGACUUCAAUGCCACACAUCCGUUCCUCUUCUUCAUCGAGGAUCAAACGACGCAUACCAUCCUCUUCGUUGGAAAGGUGGAAAACCCGUUGGAUUCGAAUCCAAUCCCCACACCGAGUCGCUUCGGCGAUAACAGCCUGGACCAGACUAAUUUGAACGCUCCAGCCUCGGGUGCCAACAACUAUCCGAAUCUUUCGCCGAAUUUAACACCGCUUAAUGAGCCAGAACAAGCCAUCAGCAAACGCUUCAACUAUUUCGACUUAGAAUUACUCAGGGAGGUUGCCUCUGAUGAAAAUGUAUUCAUAUCGCCUGCCAGUAUCAAAGCGACUUUGGGGAUGGUUUUGGAAGGAGCCAAAGGCAACUGCGCUGAAGAAAUAGUGAAGACCCUUCGAUUGCCGUUGAACCAAAACGAUGUUAGGAAACAACUCGAACCUUUGCUUUACGACCUAUCUGAUAGAGGCGCGCAUUCUUUAUUAGAAUCGGUGAACGGAAUAUUCGCCUCCAAUAAGUUAACCGUUUCGGAUUCCUACAGGAAAACAAUCGAGAAAUACUAUAGAGGUUUUGUGAAGACACUAGAUUUCACUAACUCUGAAGCGGCAGCGCAUUUGAUCAACAGCUUGGUUUCUAAUAUCACUCGAGGCUCUAUUAAUGAGAUCGUGAACAGUGACUACGUAAGGCCGGACGCUGGUAUGGUGGUCAUGAACGCAUUGUACUUCAAAGGACUUUGGAAGAAAUCCUUCGACCACAAACAGACUGUUGUGAAAUGCUUCCAAAUGCCUAACAGGCAAUGCGUAAAUGCCUACAUGAUGCAGAAUACCGAUAAUUUGAACUACAAGCUUAUCGAGGACAUCGACGCCCACGCAUUGGAAAUCCCAUACAGCGAUGACAAAUACGCAAUGCUAAUUCUGCUGCCACGCGUGAAAAACAAUAUUCACGCCUUGAUCAAGGAUUUACAGCACGCGUCCUUUAGGAAUAUCGUGGAUAAAUUGGAGAUGGCCGAAGUGCAAUUCGAAAUUCCAAGGUUUGAAAUCGAAUUCUCUACGGAAUUGAGCAGACCUUUACAAACAUUGGGAAUCCGCGAUAUUUUUGGAGACAAAGCCAAUUUGAGUGGAAUCGUGACCAAUAAACCAAUUUUCAUUGACAACAUCGUGCAUAAAACCAAGAUUACUGUAGAUGAACGCGGAACUAUUGCCGCUGCUGCCACUGGUGCUGUAGUCAUACCACUGAUGGGAGCUUCCAAUCCAAAUGUGAUUGCCGACCAUCCCUUCGCCUUUUUCAUUUACAGGAGGGACAACAAGAACGUCCUGUUCGAAGGCAUCGUCAAUAAACCCUUAGAAUAUAAUAGAGGUAGGAGCACCAACUUCUACAAUCCAAGGGGAUUCACCAAUCAACCCAUAUCCGGUUGAGUAUUCGAUCGAUACACUCAAACUUUAUUCUCGCAUAACUCUUUCCUUGUAUAAGUUAUAUAUUUUUUAUUAAUACAAUAUAUUCUUUCGUAAAAAAA
Messenger RNA from Nicrophorus vespilloides, 2795 nucleotides. RefSeq lists its product as uncharacterized. The record is from RefSeq and is a predicted model, not a curated record. Gene Ontology annotation, molecular function: serine-type endopeptidase inhibitor activity. The transcript has 13 exons. Lineage: Eukaryota; Metazoa; Arthropoda; Insecta; Coleoptera; Silphidae. Bases 133 to 2697 code for a protein of 854 amino acids.